AUUCUCACUCUCAGCAAGCAACACACCCAGUCAGAGGUAGCUGCUCGUCCCAGUCGGAGGUCCGUGUAGAGACACUCUUCUCUUCUUCCUCUGCUUUUCUAAUCUGUUGCAGAGCAUGGAGACUUCAAAAGGAAGAGGUCCAGGACAAAAUAAAAGAUUUUGGAGCGAAGAUGAAGACAAACACUUGGUUGAAGCACUUAUGGAACUGAAUAAUGAAGGGAAGUUUAAAGCUGAAGGAAAUUUCAGGCCAGGUCAUCUUAGAGCUCUUGAGAUGAAAUUAAAGGAGCGGAUGCCUGAAUGUGAUAUACAAGCUAAGCCACACAUUGAGUCUAGAAUGAAGACUUUGAAGACUCAUUUUCAAGUGGUUCAUGAAAUGUUGACUGUACCAUUUUGUAGCGGAUUUGGGUGGGACAACGACAGAAAAACUGUUACUGCAGAAAAGUCAGUGUGGGAAGCAUAUUUGCAGAGUCACAAAGAAGCAGCCCCCUUCAAGAUCAAGUCAUUCCCUUGGUAUGAUGACUUAUGUAUGGUUUUUGGCAAGGAUCGUGCAACUGGAAAAAAUGCAGAGAGUGCAGCAGAUGUUGUUGAAGAACUUCAAACUGAAGAAGAAAACACUACUCUUGGAGAAGAUGAUUUCAACUAUGCUAACAAUGUGGAUAAAGUGCCAUCUAUGUCUGUUUCAGAUGCAACAAGAGGUGCUCAAUCUCACACUCAAUCAGAUGGGUCUUCAAAGAAGAAAAGGAAAACUGUAAAUCAUGUAGAACUUUCAGAUGCACUCACACAAUCAGCUUGCAUUAUCGCAAGAGAAAUUGAAAAGGCUUCUAUUCGUUUGAGUAAAGCUAUUGGUGAAGACAUGAAUGAAAAGCAUAUGCAACUUGGGAAAGAGUUAGAAAGGACCACUACACUUACCACAGCUCAACGUCAUAAGGUAGCUCGCAUGAUUAUGCAAGACAGUGCUCUGGUUUCUUACUUUUUCAGUGUCCCAGAUAAUGAGAAGAAUGAAUGGGUGACACUUCUUCUUGAUGGCUCUCUCUAA
This is a messenger RNA of Humulus lupulus (European hop), 1036 nucleotides long. RefSeq lists its product as uncharacterized. The coding region runs from base 116 to 1036 and encodes 306 amino acids. The transcript has 3 exons. Lineage: Eukaryota; Viridiplantae; Streptophyta; Magnoliopsida; Rosales; Cannabaceae. The record is from RefSeq and is a predicted model, not a curated record.